Penicillium argentinense is the source of this 999-nucleotide messenger RNA. Its product is annotated as carbon-nitrogen hydrolase family protein. The transcript is spliced from 3 exons. The annotation marks the transcript as partial. Lineage: Eukaryota; Fungi; Ascomycota; Eurotiomycetes; Eurotiales; Aspergillaceae. The record is from RefSeq and is a predicted model, not a curated record. Gene Ontology annotation, molecular function: catalytic activity.
AUGCCCGCUAGUAACGUCCGUGUCGCCGUCACCCAAGCUGAGCCGGCUUGGUUGGAUCUUGAGACUGGCGUCACCAAGACAUGCGAGUUGAUUGAAGAGGCCGCGAAAAACAAUGCAAAGCUGAUAGCCUUCCCUGAGUGCUGGAUUCCUGGGUAUCCCUGCUGGAUCUGGACUCGGCACUUGGAUGUUGAGCUGAACAUUGCUUAUGUAAAGAAUUCUCUACGCUUAAACUCUCCGGAGAUGAAGAAGAUCCAGGCAUGUGCCAAGGCGAAUGCGAUCGGAGUGUCUCUAGGAUUCUCCGAGAAUAGUAACGACUCCGUCUACAUUGCUCAAAUGGUGAUUGGCACCGACGGAGAGAUUAAGAUUCAUCGUCGCAAAAUGAAACCGACUCACAUGGAACGUACAAUUUUCGGCGAUGCAUCGGGCGAAUGUUUCUCGAGCGUUGCUGAUCUGUCAUUUGCGCGUGUUGGUUCUUUGUCUUGCUGGGAACAUAUCCAGCCCCUGCUUAAAUACCACACUCUCUCACAACAAGAGGAUAUCCAUGUCUCUGCCUGGCCUAAUCUAUUUCCUCACACCGGAGGACAGGAUUUGUGGUCCAUGUCGGCAGAAGGCUGCCAAGCGCUUUCUCAGACAUAUGCGAUCGAGUCUCAGAGCUUUGUUCUGCACUGCACUGCAGUCCUUAGCCAGGACGGUGUCGAUCUGAUGAAUACAUCCGGCGGCGCACUCAUGUCGUCGCCUGGUGGGGGCAACUCGACUGUCUUUGGCCCGGACGGAAGAAGAUUGACCGACCCGGUAGAAAGCACAACGGAAAAGAUCAUCUAUGCUGACCUGGAUAUGGAUUUUAUUGUGGCAACCAGGCUUUUUGCAGACGCAACCGGUCACUACAGUCGCCCAGACCUAAUGUCUUUGAACGUCUGCAACCGUGUGAAGAAGAUGAUCCACGCGGAAGAGAUAGUGGAGCCGGGAGAGACUGCUGUCGAUAGAACUCUCUUGAAUUCG